AUGGAAGUCACCUUGUACACCCCAGACAUCUGGGAACUGAUCGAGGUGGAGGAUGUGCUGGAGGACGGCUCCCUGCGCUUCGGUCCCAAUGGAGGACUGGUGUUUUGCAUGGAGUACUUUGCCAAGAACUUUGAGUGGCUGGAGAACUGCCUUGGCCAUGUCGAGGAUGACUGCAUCCUUUUUGACUGUCCAGGUAGCUCAGUAAUUAGAUUUCAGAUCGAGUUGCACACACACCUGCCCGUGAUGAAACAGCUGGUUCAGCAGCUGGAACAGUGGGAGUUCCGAGUCUGUGGAGUGUUUCCUGUUGAUUCUCAAUUCAUGGUGGAGUCGUUCAAGUUUGUUUCUGGCAUCUUGGCAGCCUUGAAUGCUAUGGUAUCUCUAGAAAUCCCGCAAGUUAAUAUCAUGACAAAAAUGGACCUGCUGCGUAAAAGAGCUAAAAAGGAAAUUGAGAAGUUUCUAGAUCCAGGCAUGUAUUCUUUAUUAGAUGAUUCUACAAGUAACUUCAGAAGCAAAAAAUUCAAUAAAUUGACUAACGCCAUAUGUGGGCUGAUUGAUGACUACAGCAUGGUCCGACGUUUGCCUUACGAUCUGUCAGAUGAAGAAAGCAUGAACAUUGUAUUACAGCACAUUGAUUUUGCCAUUCAGUAUGGAGAAGACCUGGAAUUCAAAGAACCCAAGCGGGUGGCCGUGCAGCUGGUGCUCGAGAGAUCAGUGACGGCGCUGUCCUUUGACACGGAGCCAAGUAUGCUUUCAGAGCUGGAGCUAAAGAAUCAGUAA
Molecule: messenger RNA, 777 nt
Organism: Sorex fumeus (smoky shrew)
Lineage: Eukaryota; Metazoa; Chordata; Mammalia; Eulipotyphla; Soricidae
Product: GPN-loop GTPase 3-like
Exons: 7
Coding region: 1-777 (258 amino acids)
Molecular function (GO): GTPase activity
Source: RefSeq, a predicted model, not a curated record